Messenger RNA from Ziziphus jujuba (common jujube), 1407 nucleotides. RefSeq names its product putative clathrin assembly protein At2g25430. Gene Ontology annotation, biological process: vesicle budding from membrane; clathrin-dependent endocytosis; clathrin coat assembly. Lineage: Eukaryota; Viridiplantae; Streptophyta; Magnoliopsida; Rosales; Rhamnaceae. The transcript has a single exon. The record is from RefSeq and is a predicted model, not a curated record. Bases 1 to 1407 code for a protein of 468 amino acids. Gene Ontology annotation, molecular function: clathrin heavy chain binding; SNARE binding; 1-phosphatidylinositol binding. Gene Ontology annotation, cellular component: clathrin-coated vesicle; clathrin-coated pit.
AUGCAGAAGAGACUUCGGAAGGUAUUGACAUCUCUGAAGGAGCACAGCACCGUAAACUACGCGAAAAUGGUGACGGUUGGAGGCUUCUGCAACAUGGACCUCCUCAUCAUCAAAGCAACAUCUCCCAACGACUUACCAUUGCCUGAGAAAUAUAUUCAAGAGCUCUUGAAAAUCUUCUCCAUUUCUCAAUCAUCAUUCCAAGCUUUCUCACUCAGCUUCACUCGCCGUUUCGGAAAGACUAAGUGUUGGAGAGUAGCUCUCAAAUGUCUACUUCUUCUCCACAGGUUGCUUCGUUCACUCCCUCAGAACAGCCCUCUUCGUACCGAGCUCAUCUGGACUCGAUCGAACGGUUUGAUUUCUCUUUCUCCAUGUCGUUUUCGGGACCAAUCAUCCUCGGCUUCUGAUGAUUACACAGCUUUUAUCAGAUCCUAUGCUCAACUUCUCGAUGAAGUUCUCAAUUAUUAUUCCUUGGGUAACAAGGAAACCCAAGAACAUGAUCAUAACCAAGAAGAACAAAAGGUUGAAGAUCAUGAAGAAAGUUUAUCUGACAAAAUGAAGAGAAUGGGAAAAAUACUGGAAGUUUUGCCACAUCUUCAGAGCCUAAUCGAUCGAGCAAUGGAUUGUCGUCCAUUUGGAUCCGCAGCUAGGAGCUUCAUGGUUCAAUCAGCCAUGAAACAAAUUAUAAGAGAUAGUUUUGUUUGCUACACAACCUAUAGGAAAGAGAUUGUUGUUGUUCUUGACAAUCUCUUUCAACUUCCAUACAAGAGCUCUGUAUCAGCUUUUGGGAUUUACAAGAAAGCAGCCGUUCAAUCAAACCAGCUCUGUGAAUUCUAUGACUGGUGCAAAGCUAAAGGACUAUGUGGAUCUUAUGAAUACCCUUUUAUAGAGAGAAUCCCACAAAUACAGAUUCAAGCUCUUGAGAACCUACUUAAAGGUAUGUGGGAAUUGACAGUUUCAUCAACUUCUCCAUCUGGGUCAUCAUCAUCUGUGGUGGAGGAGUUUUCUCAGUCGAGUUCAACAGAGGAGGAUGAUAAGAGAGACAGGAAAUUCAUGGCACUUUCUGAGAACAAGAGUGUAAUUCCAAGGAAGUUUUGUGGUGAAGAUGAAGAACCAUUGAUUAAGUUUGAAGAUCAUGGUGAUGAGGAUGAGAGCUGGGAGACUUUGCUUGAUGCUUCAAUUAAUAUGCCUCCUGGUCAUCCAAACUUGCUGUGCUUCAAUAACUGUAAUGGCUACGGAGAAGAUCAUGGUAUUGGUAUUAGAAGUCAAUUUCAUGGAGAACAUCAAGAGGUUGAUCCUAAAAUGCAGAAUUCUAAUCAGAAUGCUCUUGCUGGUGUCCGUUAUCCAUGUGCGGUUCCGAAUUACCAGGGAUCGUUUGGCUUUAAUAACACAUAUCCAUGGGGACUAUAA